GAAGCCUCUAGGAAGCUCAGCCUUCAACCUACUGGCGGGUUUCCGUGAGCGCCGCCGCCAAGAUGUGGCGUUUUUGGACCACUUGAUACUGUCCCUGAAUGGGUCAAUUGUCAAAAUUAUUGGAGCAAGGUGGAAGAGUCCGGGAUGGUCAACAAACGCUAACGCUCAACGCCACGGGUCAGGUGGUUCACGGGGUGGAGCUCUCGAAGAACCAGACUGGAGUUACUGCCAAGAUUCCUUCCAUCAACGCCACAGUCUUUUUUGAUGGCAACACUGCACAUGUGACAGGACAUUUUGGAGCUAUGGAGGGCUUGUGUGGCAACCCCGCUGAUUCCAGUCAGAACUUCACCCUGAGUGCAGCCAAGUCCUCUAAUGACAGUGCAGCCAGCUGCGAGACUCUGCACAACCAAACCGCUGACAGCUCGAUCAACUGCACCCGCACAACUGAAUACUGCAAUCUCAUAAAGCAGGCCCCCUUCACUGUUUGCCACAACCACUCUGACCCUGAGCCCUUCGUAACCGCCUGCACAGACACUCUGUGCAAAUAUCCAGCGGUGGACGGCCUCAAUAAGUGCCAGUUUUUGGAGGCUUACGCCGAGUCCUGCCGCCUGAAAGUGAACAUUACAGUGGGGAACUGGAGGUCAAACACCGACUGCUCUGCUGUCCCUCAGGCCUCCUGUCAGGAUCAGGACUGCAGUGCUCAUGAGUUCUGCGGUGAGAAGCUCGGUUCAACCAGCUGCCUCUGUCGGGCCAUUUUCGCUGCCAAGUACAACUCAACAAACUCUUUAGGCGAGCCGACAGUCUGCACGCAGAACUCGGCCACUCUCACUCUGGCUGGUUGUCUGCUGACGGACAAAGGCAUCGACUACUCCACCUUACACCUCAAGGACCAGAACUGCACAGGUCACAUAGACAGCAAGACCCACAUGGUGACGUUCAGCUUCAACAGCAGCAACACCUGCGGGGCGGAGGUUAUGAAAAACAACAGCCAAGUCCUCUACAAGAACACCGUCAUGAUGGCGAACGCCUCCGGCAUCAUCACCCGCAACGACCAGGUAGAGAUUGACUUCUCCUGCCUCUACACCGUGCCAGAAGUCAAGAGUGUGUCCUUCAAGAUCAAAGACAGCUCUGUGGUGAAGCAGAUUGUAUCUGGAGUUUGGAAUUACACUGUGACGAUGAACGCCUACAACGACUCCGGCCACAAGAACCUCGUCAACGCAAACACUGAGGUCGGGCUGAACCAGAAGAUCUGGGUGGAGCUGAAGACAGAUGGGCUGGACAACAACACAGUCGCCGUGGUCACCGACUCCUGCUGGGCAUCCAACGACUCCUCACCCAAUGGGACCCUGCGAUACGACCUUGUCAAAAACAGAUGCCCGAAUGCCGCUGACAAGACGGUGAUGAUGGAGGGAAACGGAGUGGGAACGUCCAACGGCUUCUCUUUCAACAUGUUCGAGUUCUCUGGGAAAACCGGCGACAUCUACCUGCACUGCAAACUGGAGCUGUGCCUCACACAGAGCAAUGCCUGUGCUCCGAGCUGUGGAGGUCUCAGGAAGCGCAGAUCUCUCAGGUCCAAAUAUGCCGAUGGAAACCCAGCCCUCAUCUCUAUGACCUGGACUAAGUAGAUGAUUCCUGACUCAACCUUCAUCCCAAUGAGGAGCCUGAAAGCUCGCUGGUUAUGAAACAAUGUUUGAGGUUCUUUAUUUCCCAGUAGCUGCACUAAGGUAGCAGCUACUCUUCAUAUAAAACAAGACAUAUAACAUAUAUAGAACGUGUUUCGGACAGGAUAGUUGUUCACGUCGGUUAAUUAAGGUCUGGGUUUUUGUUCAUGUGUUUUUACUGUUGCUGUGAAAUAUGAUAUAAUUAUCAUAACACUGAUCUUCAUUGGAUCCACCUGAGAAGGAUCAUGUUAUUUCUGCAGAAUUGGUGCUGAGUCAAUCCAAUGAUUCAGGCCAAUUAAUAAUGAGAGUGGAACAAAAUCUUUGGUGAAAUAAUAAUAAUAGAAGUGAAGUGUGCAAUGAAGAAAAAUACCGUAAAACUUUGAUUAAAAGCAGGUUCCCAAUUCGACACGCCAUUUUAAAAAGGAGUUUAUACAGAGUAAAGUACUUUUUUAUAUUACAGACUGUAAAUUACACAGAAAACCACAAAUAUACCAUAUCUCACUACGAUCAUACGGUAUUUUCAUGUGGCAAAACUGUUGCUUUUGAUGGUAAAAACUGGUGUGACUGUAAAACCAACAGUACUAAACUCCUUUUACCGUAAUUAUAGAAAAACUCUACUGUGUUUAUUUACAGUGUAGAGGCCUGUCCUGUUUAAAGGCCUGUCUCGUUUAAAGGCCUGUCCCAUAUAGAAGCCUGUCCCAAAUAAAGGCCGGCUAUUAAUUGAAGUUUUACGGUAAUGGAGGUUUACAGGGUUUCAUUUACUACAUGCACUACUUCCUGGUACUGUGGGCUCUUUUAUAAAACAUAUAUAAUUUCUUCUUCACUAUGAUGUUAACCGCCUACUUUAACUGUACACAGCCUAAAUGCUACCUCGUGAAUGCAGAAAGUUCUGUGUUUUGGUGACAUGAAGUUAAAAGAAGUCUGUCAGGCUCAGCUGAAAGAAGCUUUGCAGCAAGAAGGUUUAGAGAUCCAGUGGAAGGAAAAUACGCCACAUUAAAAUGGUGUUUAUUAGUAGAUUGAAGUUACUGUGAAUGAAGAUUGAUUACACUGAGACGUGCUGUUGUACUAUUACUAUUAGCAUAUUAAAAACCAAAAAAAUGUAAUAAAGGAAGUGGGAGAAUACAAA
Molecule: messenger RNA, 2787 nt
Organism: Dicentrarchus labrax (European seabass)
Lineage: Eukaryota; Metazoa; Chordata; Actinopteri; Moronidae
Product: uromodulin
Exons: 12
Coding region: 99-1625 (508 amino acids)
Source: RefSeq, a predicted model, not a curated record